Molecule: messenger RNA, 783 nt
Organism: Yamadazyma tenuis ATCC 10573
Lineage: Eukaryota; Fungi; Ascomycota; Pichiomycetes; Serinales; Debaryomycetaceae
Gene: PRE7
Product: proteasome core particle subunit beta 6
Cellular component (GO): proteasome core complex
Source: RefSeq, a predicted model, not a curated record
CACCAGUGGCAACAUGAACACCACCAUUGCAUCAGAAUACUCAGCAGAAACACACGCCACGCCCAUUGAACAUAGAUUCAACCCUUACUCGGACAAUGGGGGGACGGUCCUUGGAAUUGCCGGUAAGGAUUUCGCGGUGUUGGCGGGUGAUACCAGACAUGUUGAAGGGUACUCGAUCAAUUCUCGGUAUGAACCCAAGAUUUUCAACGUGGGCGACGACAUCGUCAUGACCGCCAACGGGUUUGCGGCCGACGGAAAGGCCUUAAUCAACAGCUUCAAGACCCAGUUGAAAUGGUACAAAUUUGACCAUAAUGACAAGAGAUUCUCCAUUCAAAGUGCUGCUAGGUAUAUCCGUCAUUUACUUUACGGAAAGAGGUUUUUCCCGUACUACGUCAGCACCUUGAUUGCGGGAUUGGACGACGAGGGAAAGGGGUGUGUUUACUCGUUUGACCCGGUGGGUUCUUAUGAGCGUGAACAGUGUAGGGCAGGAGGUUCAGCUUCGAGUUUGAUUAUGCCAUUCUUGGAUAACCAAGUGAAUUUCAAGAACCAGUACGAGCCAGAUAGUGACGGGAAGGUAAAGAAGCCAUUGCGGUACUUGGAGUUGGAUGAGGUGUUGGAGUUGGUGAAGGAUGCGUUUUCUUCGGCCACCGAAAGACAUAUUCAAGUGGGUGAUGGAUUAGAGAUCCAUAUAGUCACGAAGGAGGGGGUACGGGUGGAGUACUUUCCAUUGAAGAGAGAUUAGGGAGUAUUGAAGAUUAGGUAGAAUAAACGAUUAAGAAUGCC